AACACGACCAGUCUCACUUCUUAUUUGGCACGGUACGCCCAUGACAACCAACCCAUACCUCGGCUGCCUCGGCGUGGUCCUCGCCGUCGUCUUCUUUGGGACGACGUACGUCCCUGCCAAGCAGUACCCGACCUACGACGGCAUGGUCUUCCAGUGGUAUAUGUGCUCGGGCAUCCUCGCCGUCGGCCUUGUCUGGGGCCUCGUCUCGAACGAGUGGAGCUACAUUGCCGAGAAGGGCAUGUUUAUGUUUCCCGGCGGUCUCCUCGGCGGCUGCCUCUUUGCGAUCGCCAACCUCUUGAUCCCGACCGUAGUCAACACGCUCGGUCUUGGCGUCGGCUUUAUGCUCUGGAACGGCGCCAACAUCACCAUGGGCUACGUUGUCUCGCGCUACGGCCUCUUUGGCGUCUACCCGACGAUCCCGACGUACCCGCGCAUCUCGGAGCUCGGCAUCCUCUUCAUGAUCGGAUCGAUCCUGGUCUACGGCAAGAUUCAGCCGACGCUCUCGACGCCCGCGGCCGUUCAACUCGAAGACCAGAACGCAACCGAAGCCAAGCCACUGCUUGAAAAGUCGUCGCCCGCGUCGUCGACGUCGUCGGCCCUCGAUUUAGACGUACCAGCGCUGCGCCGCGAAUCGCUCGCCCAGUCGCUCAUGCACCCAGAAUUGCCCAACUAUGGCCCCUUUACGAUUCCCAACGAGCGUGUCGAAGGCGCCGAAGACAUUGGCUCGGACGAGAAGAAGCGCCGCGUUGUUGGCAUUGCGUUGGCACUCUUUGUGGGGUGCCUCCUCGGCAACUGCCUCACGCCCUACGUGCUCUGGCAGCAGGCGUGCAACCACGCUGGGAAGGACUGCAACCCGCUCAACUUUCUCUUUAGCCAGUGCAUGGGCAUCUACAUCACGUCGACGAUCGCCUUUCUGCUCUACUCGACCGUGCACCGCAUCCGGAAGCGCCGCAUGCCCCGCAGCGCGCUCCGCCCAGCGUACGUCUCGGGCUUGCUCUGGGCGACGGGCCUCGCGGGCCAGCUCCUCUCGGCUGGCAACCUCGGCUUUGACCUGGUGUACCCCCUCACCGCGAUCGGCCCCGCCAUGGUGUCGAUGCUCUGGUCGGCGGUCUACUUCAAGGAAAUUGAAGGCCGCCGCAACAUGUGCAUUCUUGCCGCCGGCACGUGCAUGAUCUUUAUUGGCACGGCCCUCCGCGUCUAUGCGAGUUGAUACAUACUAGUACUAGUACGUCC
This is a messenger RNA of Saprolegnia parasitica CBS 223.65, 1233 nucleotides long. RefSeq lists its product as hypothetical. The record is from RefSeq and is a predicted model, not a curated record. Lineage: Eukaryota; Oomycota; Saprolegniomycetes; Saprolegniales; Saprolegniaceae. Gene Ontology annotation, biological process: carbohydrate transmembrane transport. Gene Ontology annotation, molecular function: carbohydrate transmembrane transporter activity. The coding region runs from base 41 to 1210 and encodes 389 amino acids. Gene Ontology annotation, cellular component: membrane. The transcript has 4 exons.